UGGAGGCAAGCAUGUGUUGACUGGUUCGCAUGUGGAAACGCGGUCUUCGUACGUGCUGUAGGCCGAGCAACUUCAAGGUAACGUGGGGAGCAUCUUUUAAGACGACAACCUUGACUCUCUCUCUCUCUCUCUCUCUCUCUCUGCACAGGAACAUUGAGAGAGAGAAAGAGAGAGAGAGGAAUGGGGUCUUCCAACCAUGCUUCAGCUUUGGUCGUCUGUGCUUUGGCCUUAGCCAUGGCCUGCACCGCCGUAGCACAGAACACCCAGCAAGACGCUGUGGGCGCCCACAACUCCGCCCGGGCCGCUGUCGGCGUCGGUCCUGUGUCAUGGGACGACGACAUCGCCUCCUAUGCUCAGAAGUUCGCCAACAAGCGCGUCGCCGAUUGUCAGCUCGUGCAUUCCGGCGGGCCUUACGGGGAGAACCUCUUCUGGGGCACCGGCGGAGCCUACACCCUGACCGACGCCGUCAACGCCUGGAUCGCGGAGAAGCAGUACUACGACUACGAAAGCAACUCCUGCGCCGACGGUCAGGUAUGCCGACACUACACGCAGGUCGUGUGGCAGAACACUACGGCCAUCGGCUGCGCUAGGACACAGUGCAGCGACGGCAACGGCAUAUUUAUCCUCUGCGACUAUAGCCCUGCGGGCAACCUUGUGGGUCAACGCCCUUAUGAGGAGAAGGCACAAGAAAACAAUAUACUGAGCUUGAUCGUCUUGUUCGAGUCGAGUAGUGUUCUUGGUGUGAGACAACUCUGACCUCGAAUCCUGUGAAGCAGAAGAGGCAGGUGUUGAUGUAGCAGAUUCUUGUUUGUUUCCGCUUGCUGUGUUUCUUGAAUAGCCGACUGCAUCUCCAUCUUCCACCAUGCAUUUAGGGAAUAUCUGUGCAAUAAAUGCAUCGUUUCGAA
Molecule: messenger RNA, 905 nt
Organism: Musa acuminata AAA Group (dessert banana)
Lineage: Eukaryota; Viridiplantae; Streptophyta; Magnoliopsida; Zingiberales; Musaceae
Product: pathogenesis-related protein PRB1-3-like
Exons: 2
Coding region: 181-756 (191 amino acids)
Cellular component (GO): extracellular region
Source: RefSeq, a predicted model, not a curated record